AUGAUUCGCUUCAAAUUUGACCCCAUUGACGCUGAGUUCAAAAUAGUCCGCACAGAGGCAUGGUCUUUGCAUAACUGCAUCCUGGCUCUUUCAUCUGACAACAUGUAUCUCGUAUCUGCUACCACUUCGCGCAUGUUUGAUCUCCGAAUAUUUGAAACCAAUUUCAACACCUCUGAUGAUGAUGCCUUGCGCUACUUUUAUGUGUAUUCGACGUGGGAUUUUGCAGAUAUGCGAGAACGAGGCCUUUUUAGUUGUAUAGAAUUCGGUAGCGAUGGGUAUUUCGCUGUAGGAUUCACCCAAGGCCACGUCAGCAUUUUCGAGAUGGUAGGUUCCGAGGGGUCGAUACAUCGGAGGGGCGCCUCUGAAACACCAGGCGAGGUUCUCUCACUUGCCUGGAUCUCGGACAUGCGCCUUUUGAUCGGCACGGAAAAUGGAAUUUAUAUCGCUAACCUCGAAGGCACCGUUGACUGGAUUGGGAAGAAGAGACUUUUGGGCGACCGAGAGUACUGGCUACAUUUUAUAGAUGAGACGACAGGAAUUUACGGGACAUCGAACGGCCGUGCUCAUUAUUGUAAAGUUGAAGAGGAUCGUGUAAUCCCGAAAAGGGAACGUUCUACUGUCGCCUCACACUUUCCUGAGGACGCUUUCUCGACAUAG
This is a messenger RNA of Fusarium venenatum, 657 nucleotides long. RefSeq lists its product as uncharacterized. Gene Ontology annotation, molecular function: protein binding. Lineage: Eukaryota; Fungi; Ascomycota; Sordariomycetes; Hypocreales; Nectriaceae. The record is from RefSeq and is a predicted model, not a curated record.